Molecule: messenger RNA, 1760 nt
Organism: Elgaria multicarinata webbii
Lineage: Eukaryota; Metazoa; Chordata; Lepidosauria; Squamata; Anguidae
Gene: ATP5F1B
Product: ATP synthase F1 subunit beta
Exons: 10
Coding region: 33-1625 (530 amino acids)
Biological process (GO): proton motive force-driven mitochondrial ATP synthesis; proton transmembrane transport
Molecular function (GO): ATP hydrolysis activity; proton-transporting ATP synthase activity, rotational mechanism; ATP binding
Source: RefSeq, a predicted model, not a curated record
AGCUCUGCUCUUUCAGUCAGCCGGUGGCCGCCAUGUUGGGGUUUGCGGGUCGCUGCUGCGCCUCUUCGGCCGCCUCCCUGCUGCGCGGGGUGCGGAGCGCCCCGAGUCCGCUCCAGGACCUACUGCAGCUCCGAGGGGGUGUUGGUGCAGCUGCCGCUGAGGCCCGCCGGAACUAUGCUGUACAGGCCGCUCCUGCAGCCAAAGCUGGCACUUCUACUGGGCGCAUCGUGGCAGUCAUUGGCGCCGUUGUGGAUGUCCAGUUUGAUGAGGACCUUCCACCAAUCCUCAAUGCUCUUGAGGUGCAAGGCAGAGACACACGUUUGGUGUUGGAGGUGGCACAGCAUUUAGGUGAGAAUACUGUUCGUACCAUUGCUAUGGAUGGUACUGAAGGCUUGGUGAGAGGUCAGAAAGUUUUGGAUUCUGGUGCACCCAUCAGAAUUCCUGUAGGACCAGAGACCUUGGGCAGAAUCAUGAAUGUAAUUGGAGAGCCAAUAGAUGAAAGAGGCCCAAUAACAACCAAACAGUUUGCUGCUAUUCAUGCUGAAGCACCAGAGUUUGUUGAAAUGAGCGUUGAACAGGAAAUCCUUGUCACUGGCAUUAAAGUUGUAGACCUCCUUGCACCUUAUGCCAAAGGUGGUAAAAUUGGACUCUUCGGCGGUGCUGGUGUAGGCAAGACUGUAUUGAUCAUGGAGCUGAUCAAUAACGUUGCCAAAGCCCAUGGUGGCUACUCGGUGUUUGCUGGUGUUGGUGAAAGAACCCGUGAAGGAAAUGAUUUGUACCAUGAAAUGAUUGAAUCUGGGGUCAUCAACUUGAAAGAUACCACAUCCAAGGUCGCACUGGUUUAUGGACAGAUGAAUGAGCCACCUGGUGCUCGUGCCAGAGUUGCUCUAACUGGAUUAACCGUGGCUGAAUAUUUCAGAGACCAAGAGGGUCAGGAUGUACUCCUCUUCAUUGACAACAUCUUCCGUUUCACACAGGCUGGAUCUGAGGUGUCUGCCUUGCUGGGCAGAAUCCCCUCAGCUGUGGGGUACCAGCCUACUCUAGCAACUGAUAUGGGUACCAUGCAGGAGAGAAUUACAACAACUCGCAAGGGCUCUAUCACCUCUGUGCAGGCCAUCUAUGUACCAGCUGAUGACUUGACUGAUCCAGCCCCUGCAACCACAUUUGCUCACUUGGAUGCCACCACUGUGCUGUCUCGUGCCAUUGCUGAACUGGGCAUUUACCCAGCUGUGGACCCUCUAGACUCAACCUCACGUAUCAUGGAUCCUAAUAUUGUGGGGCAGGAACAUUAUGAUGUGGCCCGUGGGGUGCAAAAAAUUUUGCAGGACUACAAGUCCCUCCAGGACAUCAUUGCUAUUUUGGGUAUGGAUGAGUUGUCUGAAGAGGAUAAGCUGACAGUGGCCCGUGCCCGUAAGAUUCAGAGAUUUCUAUCCCAGCCCUUUCAAGUGGCUGAAGUCUUCACUGGCCAUGCAGGCAAGCUCGUACCCUUGAAGGAAACCAUCAAGGGCUUCCAACAGAUCCUUGUAGGAGAGUACGACCACCUUCCAGAGCAGGCUUUCUACAUGGUCGGGCCCAUUGAGGAGGCUGUGGCAAAGGCUGAGAAGCUAGCUGAAGAGCAUUCAUGAGGUUGUUGAGGCAAAACUGGUUUGCUAUCCAAUCUCCAAUGGUUCAUAUUGUCCAGAUUCCCAGAUGGGAAGUUGUGUAACAUGUCGGCAAAGUAUUUAAACAUUUCCAAUAAAAUAUCUGGUGAGAUCGGAGAA